GGCGGGGUGCUCACGAUGGGGCCGUGCACGGGCCGGGCCCCCGUGAAAGGGGGUGGCACUGUCCCCUGCGGGUCCACUCGGGCUGCGGCCCAGAGCCCCAGCCCUCGCACGCUCGGCGGGCUGCAAGGCCGGGCGGCGCAUCCGGCGCAGCCGAGGUCCCCCAGCGCCCCCUACAGCUGCGCGCGGGGGGGAGACGGAGCCGGAGCCGGACCCCCGCGCUGGGCACCACGCCCAGGACCCAACCCGGGCCGGCGCCCCGGGACGGCGCGCCCGCAUCCCCAGGCCGCAGACUCCAGGCGCGGGGCGGGGGGCGAGCGGUACCCCGGCCCCUUGGUCGCCCCGCCUGCUGCGGCCCUCCCUUCCUUUGCGCGUCCCUCCUCCCCGCUCCCCACCCGCCGGCGCCGGACACGCUGCGCUUCAGCAAGUGGGGCGCUCUUCGCCUCGGCCGUGUCGCCUCCCGUGCAACUUUGGGCAGGAGCCGAGGGGUGUUGGAUGUUCCCCAGCCGGAGCGCAUGGCUGCUGCAGCGGGGCGCGGAGCCGGACCCCGCGGCCGCCGUCCGGGGAGCCGUGCUGCUACUGCUGCUGCUGUGCCUGAGGGUCCCCGGAGCGCACCCCUACAACGUGGACGCGGAGAGCGCGCUGCUGUUCCGGGGCGCCCCCGGCACGCUGUUCGGCUACUCCGUGGUGCUACACAGCCACGGCCCGGACCGCUGGCUCGUCGUGGGGGCGCCCACGGCCACCUGGCUCGCCAACGCGUCGGUGCUCAGUCCCGGGGCCAUCUACAAAUGUAGGAUCGGAAAGAAUCCAAGCCGGACGUGCGAACAGCUUCAGCUGGGUAGCCCUACUGGAGAACCUUGUGGAAAGACAUGUUUGGAGGAAAGAGACAAUCAGUGGUUGGGGGUCACACUUUCCAGACAGCCAGGAGAAAAUGGAUCCAUUGUGACUUGUGGACAUAGAUGGAAAAAUAUAUUUUACGUGAGGCAUGAAAAUAAGCUCCCUACUGGUGUUUGCUAUGGGAUGCCUUCUGAUUUACGAACGGAACUCAGUAAAAGAAUGGCUCCGUGUUACCAAGAUUAUGUGAGAAAAUUUGGAGAAAACUUUGCAUCAUGUCAAGCUGGAAUAUCUAGUUUCUUCACAGAGGAUUUAAUUGUGAUGGGAGCUCCAGGAUCGUCUUAUUGGACUGGCUCUCUUUUUGUCUACAAUAUAACUACAAAUAAAUACAAAGCCUUUGUAGACAAACACAAUCAAGUAAAAUUUGGAAGUUAUUUAGGAUACUCAGUAGGAGCUGGUCAUUUUCGGAGUCCACAUACAACAGAAGUAGUUGGAGGAGCCCCUCAGCAUGAACAGAUUGGUAAAGCCUAUGUAUUCAGCAUUGAUGCCAAAGAACUAAAUAUCUUAUAUGAAAUGAAAGGUAAAAAGCUGGGCUCCUAUUUUGGAGCUUCCAUCUGUGCCGUGGACCUCAAUGCAGAUGGCUUCUCAGACCUGCUGGUGGGAGCGCCCAUGCACAGCACGGUCAGGGAGGAGGGCAGAGUGUUCGUGUUCAUCAACUCCGGUGUGGGAGCAGUAAUGAAUGAAAUGGAAACAGCACUCAUUGGAAGUGAUAAAUAUGCUGCAAGAUUUGGGGAAUCUAUAGUUAAUCUUGGUGACAUUGACAAUGAUGGCUUUGAAGAUGUCGCUAUUGGAGCUCCACAAGAAGAUGAAUUGCGAGGCGCCAUUUACAUUUACAAUGGCCGAGUAGAUGGCAUCUCAUCAGCCUUCUCCCAGAGAAUAGGAGGACUUCAAAUCAGUGAAUCAUUGAGUAUGUUUGGACAGUCUAUAUCAGGACAAAUUGAUGCAGAUAAUAAUGGAUAUAUAGAUGUAGCCGUCGGUGCUUUUCGCUCUGAGUCUGCUGUGUUGCUAAGGACAAGACCAGUAGUAAUUGUUGAAGCAUCUUUAAGCCACCCUGAGUCUGUAAACAGAACGAAAUUUGAUUGUGUUGAGAAUGGAGCGCCCUCUGUGUGCAUGGAUCUAAAGCUUUGUUUCUCAUACAAAGGCAAAGAGGUUCCGGGUUACAUUGUUUUGUUUUAUAACAUGAGUCUGGAUGUGAACAGAAAGGCAGAGUCUCCAUCAAGGUUUUACUUUUCCUCUAAUGGAACUUCUGAUGUCAUCACAGGAAGCAUACAAGUAUCAAGCAGAAGGGCCAACUGUAGGACACAUCAAGCAUUUAUGAGGAAAGAUGUGCGGGACAUCCUCACCCCAAUCCAGAUUGAAGCUGCUUACCACCUUGGGCACCAUGUCAUCAGCAAACGCAGCACAGAGGAAUUCCCGCCCCUGCAGCCAAUCCUUCAGCAGAAGAAAGAAAAAGACAUGAUUAAAAAAGUGAUAAAUUUUGCAAGGUUUUGUGCCCAUGAAAAUUGUUCUGCUGAUUUACAGGUUUCUGCAAAAAUUGGAUUUUUCAAGCCAUAUGAAAAUAAAACCUAUCUUGCUGUUGGAAGUACGAAGACAUUGAUGUUGAACGUGUCCUUGUUUAAUGCGGGAGAUGACGCCUAUGAAACAACGCUGUACAUCAGACUACCCACGGGUCUUUACUUCAUUAAGAUUUUAGACCUGGAAGAGAAACAAAUAAACUGCGAAGUAACAGACAACUCUGGCACAGUUAAACUCCACUGCACCCUUGGUUACAUAUAUGUAGAUUAUCUCUCCAGGACAGAUGUCAGCUUUCUGCUGGAUGUGAGCUCACUCCGUAGAGCAGAAGAGGACCUCAACAUCAUGGUGCUUGCCUCCUGUGCAAAUGAAGGAGAAAUGGACAAGCUACAGGACAACAAAGUGAUAGUAGCAAUACCUCUGAGAUACGAGGUUAUGCUAGCAGUUCAUGGGUUUGUGAAUCCAGCUUCAUUCGUGUAUGGAUCAAGUGAGGACAAUGAACCCGAAACAUGCAUGACUGAGAAAAUGAAUUUCACUUUCCAUGUUAUCAACAUGGGCAUUAGCAUGGCUCCAAAUGUUAGUGUGGAAAUCAUGAUACCAAAUUCUUUUCUUCCCCGAACUGAUAAACUCUUCAACAUUUUGGAUGUCCAGACGACUACUGGACAAUGCAAGUUUGAAAAUUAUCCAAGAGAAUGCGCAACAGAGCAGCAGAGGUAUGCUGUGGAGACUUUGAAAGGCAUCCUCACAUUCUUGUCAAAAACCGAUAGGAGGGUAUUGUAUUGCAUGAAAGCAGACCCGUACUGCUUAAGUUUCUUAUGCAAUUUUGGGAAAAUGGAAAGUGGAAAAGAAGCCAGUGUUCAUAUUCAGUUAGAAGGCCGGCCAUCCAUUCUGGAAAUGGAUGACACAUCGGCACUCAAGUUUGAAAUAAGAGCAACAGCUUUUCCAGAGCCACAUCCCAGAGUUAUCGAACUAAACAAGGAUGAGAAUGCAGCACAUGUUCUACUGGAAGGAUUACAUCAUCAAAAACCCAAACGUCAUUUCACCAUAGUGAUUAUUUCAAGUAGCUUGCUACUUGGAUUUGUUGUGCUUUUUUUGAUUUCAUGUGUUAUGUGGAAGGCUGGCUUCUUUAAAAGACAAUACAAAUCUAUCCUACAAGAAGAAAAUAGAGAUAGUUGGAGUUAUGUCAACAGCAAAAGCAAUGAUAAUGAUGAUUGAAGACUUCUUUCAUAUUGAGAGAACUGAAAACAGACUCAGGUUAGACUAAAAACACUGUUUACGGGAAAACAAAUUUUUCUCAGACUUUUUGUGUAUUUCUUUGUGUUACUGAGGUAAAAAUUCAAGACAUGACUGUUCUUCCAAAGAAAAUAACUGCAAAGCUGUAAUAAUACGGCCAAAGAUGCUCUUGCAAGUAUUAAAUGGGUAGAGGAACACUACAGCCUUCGACUUAUCCAAGAACAGUAAACCCUGAUAGAUACCUUGAAAUGAAAAUAUAUCUGAAUUAAAUAUUGGAGCUGGAAAA
Molecule: messenger RNA, 3922 nt
Organism: Heterocephalus glaber (naked mole-rat)
Lineage: Eukaryota; Metazoa; Chordata; Mammalia; Rodentia; Bathyergidae
Gene: Itga4
Product: integrin subunit alpha 4
Biological process (GO): cell adhesion mediated by integrin; cell-cell adhesion; cell-matrix adhesion
Cellular component (GO): integrin complex; external side of plasma membrane
Molecular function (GO): integrin binding
Source: RefSeq, a predicted model, not a curated record